GGAUGCCGCGAAGACAGGCUGGACGAGUUUGCCAGCAAACACGGCAAGGACAAAGUAACGGCCUACCAGGUGGAUAUCACUCAGCUCGACCAGAUUGGAAGUUUUGCGAAUGAUAUCAUGAAGAAGCACCCGGAUCUAGAUUCAGUCAUCCUCAACGCCGGGAUCCAGCGAAGCUUCGACUUCUCCAAUCCGGACACAGUUAAUCUAGAGGUUGUUAGUGCUGAAAUAACAACUAACUACCUCUCGUACAUUCAUCUUGUCAAGGCAUUCCUACCUCACCUCCAAGCGCAAUCUAAGGGCUACCUGGUUUUCAUCAGCUCCGGCCUGGCUUUGGUCCCCGCUCCACGUUGUCUGAACUACAGUGCAACUAAAGCGGCACUCCACUCGUUCGUUAUAUGUCUACAGGAACAGAUGAGGGCCGGGCCAGGAGUUGUACAGGUUGUGGAGAUUGUGCCUCCCGCAGUGAAGACAGAGCUGCACAGCGAGAAAAAUCAGCCAGGCGUACAUGUACCAGAGCACGUCCUGAUGCCACUGGAGACAUUUACGGCGGAGGCUUGGGAUGGACUUGACAAGGGCGACGAUGUUAUUUAUGUGGGUGGGCUUCCGAAGAUGGCAGGUGAGGGUUGGGAAAAGGGGCGAUAG
This is a messenger RNA of Eremomyces bilateralis CBS 781.70, 642 nucleotides long. Its product is annotated as NAD(P)-binding protein. Gene Ontology annotation, molecular function: oxidoreductase activity. The annotation marks the transcript as partial. The transcript has a single exon. NCBI's taxonomy places the organism in Eukaryota, Fungi, Ascomycota, Dothideomycetes, Eremomycetales, Eremomycetaceae. The record is from RefSeq and is a predicted model, not a curated record.